GAGAUCAACGCAAUGAAAAAGCAGACACUCCCUCCAGGAGUCACAUUGUUAUCCAUCACAUCUAUUUUUCCAGGACAUGUCGAUGUGAGCAGUGUGCACAUAUUGGCAUAUGAUAAUAUUUUGGAAAAAGCCUUCUGAUAGCUGUCUAAUUUUUUAGGGUGGAUAUCAGUUUGUUGACCAACUGCUGGAGAAACAAGCGUCGCCAUGGAAACUAUUUUGCUCUUCCUCUCUUCACUCCUGGUGUGUGUGGCUGCUUUAUCAGAGAUCAGUGAGCAGCAUGACAAGGGGACAGUUGAAAACCCAUUUGUUUAUGACUAUGAGAGCCUGAGGAUUGGGGGAUUGGCGUUUGCCGUGGUGUUGUUCACACUGGGCAUUCUUCUCAUCCUUAGUCGACGAUGCCGCUGCAGUAUCAACCAGAAGCCCAGGGCCCCCAGAGACGAGGAGGUACAGGAGGAGAACCUGAUCGUCUCCAAGGCUGCAGCGGCUGCCAAAGAGACUCCAGCGGAGAACUGAAGCAACUCCACCGGACUGAGCUGCCUUCUGAAAUGACCAUGGGUGAUUAUUAUAAGUGGUUCUAUGGAAGGGUAACAGGGAAGUUAUAUGUUAAGAAGGGUAAUAUGUACUGUAUAUAAAAUGUUUAGCCUCUGAGACAAAACCUUCCGCCCAUUGUGCUCCAUUGUGACCGUGCCAGUCCCUCAGUGCUCUUGUCCGUUCCUGUGCCUUUCUGUGACAGUCUCUCACUCCGGUUCUUUGUCUUAGCCAGUAGCACCUUCGACACCAGAUUGUCUUUGAAGACUGAGAAGAGGUUUUAAUGUUCUGUGGUCUGCUGUUCUUUGUUUUGUAUUUAUCUAUUGCCUUUAGGUUUUAGAAUACGUCAAUAUGUUGUUUAUUUUGUCAACUGUCCUGGAUAAUGUUUGUCAUAUUUGGAUUAUAACAUGUAUGCAUAUAUACUGUAUACAUAUAUAAGUAUAUAUAUAAAAAUAUCCUUAAUUUAGGUCUACCAUUGAAUGGUUGGUUUGCGUGCACAUGUGGGUAUAUAGUGUGUAUGUCCUGUAUGUAUAUAUAUAUAUAUAUAUAUAUAUAUAUAU
Molecule: messenger RNA, 1088 nt
Organism: Anarrhichthys ocellatus (wolf-eel)
Lineage: Eukaryota; Metazoa; Chordata; Actinopteri; Perciformes; Anarhichadidae
Gene: fxyd6
Product: FXYD domain containing ion transport regulator 6
Exons: 8
Coding region: 205-513 (102 amino acids)
Biological process (GO): regulation of sodium ion transmembrane transporter activity
Cellular component (GO): membrane
Molecular function (GO): sodium channel regulator activity
Source: RefSeq, a predicted model, not a curated record